GGGCCGCCGCAGAAACAGCCAACGACCACAGUCGGCACCGCUGCUCAACGUUCAACGUCGACAUCCUCUUCAGGCACCUCGCAUGCGCCCCCUCUGUCAAUUUACACACAAAUAUAUUUCAGGAUAAGCUCUCCUCGUUAUGCCCUGGUCCUACAGCCCUUAAACGUUCCCUCUUUCUCACCGUCGGGCCCCUCGGUCUUUCCCCCUUAUAGCCAGAUCCCUCUUUCCUCGCAUCAGAUCUGUUCUACUGUCCUACUGUAACGUGCUGUUGAGACCGUCACUCAUGCCAACCACUCACGACACGCUUUCUGAUGCCGCCCCGUCUGUUACCCGCAACCUCAAUCGUCUCUCCCUUAUCCUCCAGCGUGCAUCUUCUCCCAAACCCAAAGCAUCCAAGAGCCAGAGGUCUGCCACCGCAUCCAAUAAGAAUUACAAACUACACAGGAAGAAUGACGCAAGCUUAGCCUCCAUAUUCUCUGUUGCACCUGAUAUACAUCAUUCCUAUGCGGCUGGCUCCAGUGUUUCGAUUGCCGACACCCUCUUGUCUAAUCCUCACGAGUCUCUCCUUCCCCUUUCUCCAACACGCUCGACAACUCACACGGAGAAUUCGCCUUCGUUGCCCCCUUCACCUGGGAUCCCUGUUCCCCCAACUACAAACGAUCUCACAGCUACGGAUAAGAUGAAGCUCCUGAAGAAGGUUAGGAAGCUCAGUCGUGUGCUCGGCGAGUUCCCCAUGACUAUGAUUGCAGACGAUCGUCCUAGUCCAGACAUUAUUGUGUUCAAUCAAGCGCUCUCUGCAAAAGGUUCGCCAGGUCUGCCAUCCUCCUUGGCUUCCCCACGGGCUACACCAAAGUCCACUGCUUCUCGGGAAAAGGCAUUACGACGAAGCAUUACCAUCGGGCACACCGCCGGAGAAUAUAAGUCCUCCGAUACCGACGUACACCGUGCCAAAUCCUUUGUGUCCCUACGCCCUGCUCUCACCAUUCCCUCGUCACCCUCAACAAGUAAUGGCUCACCGGUUUCUCCUCUCCUUUUUGCCUCGCCAAACUCGGGGGACGACGCACAAUCUCGCGUCGCAGCAGUACCUAAUGACGCGCAGAACACGGGCCUUUUGAAUUCCCAUGCUGACGGUAUGCCGUUACCAGACUCUACCGCUGCUUCGGAAAGUGGUCAACAUGGGGCGGAUAUAUCAUUGUCACCUUCCAGGCGAAGCUCGAUCUCCUCCUCCUCUGUUAGUACACCGCCCACUGCCGAGCAAGUUCAGCGAGCUCGUGUGGCCAAACUGUCCCGACAACUCGGUGACAGCGUCCCCCCUGACAUUCUUCUUCGCGCAGCAUCCCCACCCUUACUCGUUUCUUCUUCUUCUCCUACUUCCGUCCCCUUACCUCCUUCUCCACCUUCGACUUCUUCGUUGGCGGGACAACCGGUCAUUCCAGAAGACACACCUCGCCGAUCCUCUUCCCUCCAUAGAAAGAAAGCUCCCAAGACGGCUGAGACGAAGAAGCGCCUGAGUUUGGACCUUCGGGCCCUGAAGGCCUCAGUCGUGCCGCCACAAUCAUCACCAAACGUCUCGCGUCCUAGCACUUCCUCUGGUGUCCAAGGUUCAGGCAGGCCACUCCGAAAGAGUAGGUCCAUGUGGGUGCGGACUCGGAGAAUUCUGAUGGACAAUGAUUCCGAGGUCACUCCGCAAAAUACCGACCCCACAUUUUCCCCUGUGCGCGAAUCCUUCGACACUUCAGCAUCUUCAUCAUCAAGGGGUCCUCUCAGCGAGAAGCAUAGGUUAUUGAACGUGCGCCGGGCGAAGAAGAUGGCUCAGGUAUUCGGCGACAAACCACCCACGGCACUAUUUCAGAUCAUGAGUCUGAAUAGUGACGACCCUGAGAACAAUAACAGCGCAACCGACCUACGGAGACGUCGCGAUUCGCUAGCUACCAUCAUCUCCAUCUCCAGUUCGAUCUCUACAUCUCUGUCUAAUAAUCAAAAUCUACGUCCUGAUACUCUAAGAGUCCGAGACUCUUAUAUCAGUAUCGCUUCCAUCGUCACUACCUCGUCUGUCUCUGGAGAAGGUGUUAUCACGACAGGUCCCAUUGUCGUAGUCGCUUCAGACAAUUUCCCUUCUCCAUCUCAAAUACCUUUGCCGGGAGACUCUUCUGAGGCUCAAGAGCACCAAGCAUCUCCACGGAAAGACGAUCUAUCCAAUAAUCCUAAUCUUACACCUGCUAAUUCUACUCCACGACGUCGGUCUCCAAGUCCUCGCCCUUCUACAGCACCUGCCACUUCUACUUUAUCUUCACGUACUUCGACCAUGCCCUCAUCCAAGGUCUCCCACCGACCUCCUUCGCCUCGAACGCCACCGCCUUUCUCCGACGUCUUCAUUCCACCUCCACCUUCAGGUGGUUACAGCCAGUAUCACUCGAACGUCUCUCGAGCAUCAGUGGAUGCAGAGACGACCUUGACUCCAGCAGAGUUCCAUGCCCGUCAGAAACGUGCCGCAAAGCUGUCCAAGUUCUUCGGAGUAGGCUUGAACGAUCUUGCAGACGUUCUACCUGCUAAUAUGUCUACUUCUCUCCCUCGCGGUAUGUCUGAAGAUAAGGGCAAUCGCGGACGCAGUUCGUCUGCUGUGCCGCCACAAUCACCACCAUCUUCUCCAGUUCAGACAUCGCCGUCUAUGGAUUGGACUCCCAUGCAGCCAAUGGUCUCAAGCAGGGUUGAAGUGGCAACUGCGAAGGGUAGUCGGUUACGGUUUUUCGGUCUCGGUGAGGACGUGAAGGAAAUGGACAUGAAUGAUGCAAUAGAGAAGUUGCGUCGUAUGAAGUCGGUUUAACGAGAUCACGUUUUCUUUCCUCCACCCCGUGGCCCCCUCUCUGACUUAUUCGUUGCUAUCUGUUGCUUUUAUGACCAUCCUUAUUCCUCGUUGUGCUUCGUCUGUUGCAUCUCUCACAUCAUUACAUUGACCAUCAUGACAAUACUUAUUUCACCAUAGUUACUUGUAUCUCUUCUACUCAUCUACUCAUCAUACUGUGUAUGUUUUCUGGUUACUACGGAUUAUCCUCGUUUUAGUCGUUCGAUUUGAUUGUACUCUCUUUCAAUUCCUUCGCCAUAGGAGCGGAAGCUCAUUGUUUUCGAGUUUACUACUCACAACAAUAAAUGGGCCUGUUACGCAUUGCAUCUUCCG
This is a messenger RNA of Somion occarium, 3175 nucleotides long. NCBI's taxonomy places the organism in Eukaryota, Fungi, Basidiomycota, Agaricomycetes, Polyporales, Cerrenaceae. The record is from the annotation of a GenBank genome assembly.